Toxorhynchites rutilus septentrionalis is the source of this 1339-nucleotide messenger RNA. RefSeq lists its product as uncharacterized. The record is from RefSeq and is a predicted model, not a curated record. NCBI's taxonomy places the organism in Eukaryota, Metazoa, Arthropoda, Insecta, Diptera, Culicidae. Bases 475 to 1110 code for a protein of 211 amino acids. The transcript is spliced from 2 exons.
CAGUUCGUACCUACAAGAGCCAAAAAUGCACAACCAUGUUUCCAUUCACAACAACAAAUAAAGAAUUUAUUUCGCUUCAAAUUACUAGGUAGAGCUAUUCCAUUUGACCUGAGGAGAAAUGAAGCGAUUUCAUCCAUGCUGGUUGCAAGCUUAAGGGAGUCAUUGUGCGCCCUUUAUCUUUAUGUUCGAUGAAGUCCUACUUUGAAAAGCUCUUUGAACAAUUUUUCAAUAAGGAUUCACUAACAAUUCCUGAGAGAAAGUUUUUCACAAGCUGUGUGAGAAAUUAUAUCAUGAAACACAACAAUAAAACAAGAAACGAUGUCAGAAUGAAAAUUGAUGCGAAAGUAGGCCGGGAUCCUAUUUUCCGAAUUUUAAUUUUCAAUCGAAGCAAGCAUUUUGUUGAUGCGACGAUUUUGCUCACUGAUGAUUAUAGUUACAUGAGAGAAGCAGCUAUAAUCAUCACCAGAAGCGAAAAUGGAGCGAGGACAAGUUAAAUCAAGAAUUCCAACAGGAUCAAGGAUUCCCAGAAGCUCAUGGGCCAGUCAGGAGACUGGAGUUAGGCCGGAAAAACAUCGUUCUUCAAACAAAGGUCUUGAGAAUGCAAGCGAAAUAUGGUUUUUGAACUACAAUGACCCGAACGUUGAGAGGAUUGAGGACGAAACUCCGCCGAUGCUGGUACCUAGUGAUAUCCAGCUAUCGUAUGGGGAUUUCAUUGAUUCGAAUACAGAGUGGAUCGAGGAUAUAACUCCGCCGCAGCUCGUUCCUAGUGAUAUCCAGGUAUGGUUUGGGAAUUUAAUUGAUUCGAAUGCAGAGUUGAUCGAGGAUAUAACUCCGCCGCAGCUCGUUCCCAGUGACACACAUCUGGAGGAUGACAUCGAUGAUGUGUGUGACUGGGAACCAGGAGAUAUUUCAGAGAUCAAUUAUGCAAUUUUUAAGCGGAUAAAAGCUGAGAGAGAUCUCUGCAAAAUGAAGGCGGAGAACGAAAAACUUCAGCAGGAAAAUCAGCGACUGAAGGCAAAAACAGGCGUAAGCCUAAUAAGUCGAUGCUGCUUCCGGUUCCUACUGUUCAUGGUGGGCGAGGUGGCGGAAUCGAUUUUCAGCUCAUUUUAAAUUAAUCGUAUGAACUAAAUGUGGUGGUGGAUGUUUGUGUGUGUUAUGUUUGGCUUUCUUCUUGUUGCAAGUUGUUAUUUUGUUUUGUUCUGUUUUCGUUAUACCAUUCUAUGUAGCAAAUUUUACUUCAGCUUUUGUUAUACGUUUAGUUGAUUUUUAUGCGUUUGUUUUCAUGUUCAUAUUUAUGUUUUGUUUUCAUGUUAGCAUUUUUGUUGUUAUGCUAUUUGCA